UGAAGGCGAAAAGAAUUGCGAAAGAAAUAUGUUCAAAAAUGACUCGAAAUAAAAAAGGUUUAUUUGUUGGAAAAAAAAACAAGGAGGAACAAAAACCGUGUAACGAUACGUCUAGUAAGACUCACGCAUCUUAUAUAACAUUAGAGCCUGUUGAUUUGCAACCCUCUGCGAAUAAGACAUCGAAAACACCGAAUUAUGAUACUAUACAAGAUGUACUCCUACCAAUGUCUUCGUUAUCUGCGCAAGGACCAAUAGUACAUUCUGAAACUACUCAAGAAAAUGAUGGAAAUGAAGGCGCAUUCAUAACUGAAAUGUAUAACAAGGAAAGCCAUUUCCAACCCUUAUCAGGAUGGCGAAUAAUUGAUAUAAAUUAUUUUUUACAAAAAUUCCAAGAAAAAGCACGCCACAAUGAUCUAUUUGAUUGUAAAUCAAGCAACUUCUGCUUAGUUGGUGAAAGAAGACAUGGACUGAUUUCAAUCUUUAAAUUUGAAUGUAAUAUGUGUAAAGAAAUUUGUUCUAUUUCAUCUGAAAACACCAAAGAUACCGAGCAUGUAGAUGCUAAUAUAGCGGCAACCACUGGAGUUGUAGCCUGUGGUAUAGGUUUUUCUCAGAUUGAAGAGUUAUUUUCAGCAAUAAACAUUCCUAUAUUUUCUACAAAAUUCUUUAACCAAAUGCAAAAUAAACUUUAUAAGAAAUGGGGAGAAACUGCAUGUGAAACAAUGGAAGCCGCUGCCAAUAAAGAAAAAGAAAUUGCUAUAGCAGAUGGCCGGACCAAAAACGGGUAUGCUGUCAUAGAUGUCUAUGUGGAUGGAGCAUGGUGUGCCAGGUCAUAUGGUUCACACUAUAAAGCUUCAUCAGGUGCAGCAGCCAUAAUUGGCAGAAAUACGGGUGAAGUUUUGUACUUCGGUGUCAGAAAUAAAUAUUGCCUCGUAUGUGCCCGAGCCGAAAAUAAAAAAACUGCAUCACAAGACCACUUGUGUUUCAAAAAUUUUCAGGGAUCGUCUAGUUCAAUGGAAGCCGACAUAAUCGUUGAAGGUUUCAAAAGCUCAAUUUCCAUGUAUGGUAUAAUAUAUGGCAGAAUGGUAGGAGAUGGUGAUUCUUCGACCUACUCUAAAAUACUUAUCUCAAAUCCUUAUGAAAGUCAAAAUUUGACGGUUGAAAAAUUAGAGUGCCGCAAUCAUAUAUUGCGCAAUUUUUGCAAAAAGCUAAGAGCAGUCACCACAGAAACUAAAUACAUAUUGGCGCACCGAAAAACCCUCACAAAUCAAAAAAUUAUGACAAUGCGAAAGGCAAUAGUGAAAUCUAUUACACAUCACAAGGCCUCGCAGAGUCCUAAAAAUGUAGCAAUAUCCAUUUAGCACAACGAUAUUAUUAACUCUUUAUCUCAUGCUUAUGGGAAUCAUCAACUAUGUCAAAAUUACUUUUGUGAUAAAGAUAAAAACUGUGGCGGCGAACUGCUAAAGAUUGAAAAUUCCACAUUUAUAUUUAGAAUAAACGCUAUUGUGUCCAACGUGGCUUCAAAGUCACGUAGUUUGAUUGAAGACGUGAACACAAAUACCGUAGAGUGCUUCAACAGCGUUAUAGCAAAACUUACUGGAGGUAAACGUAUAAAUUUUGCUUUAAAAGGGGGCUAUCAAGGAAGAUGCGCGGCAGCCGUUGUUUCAUUUAACACAAAAUCUGCAGUAUCAACAAUACAAAAAGCUAUAACAAGUAACGCUCCCGGAGGUUUAGCUGAAGAAAUUGAGAAGAGACGUGCGAAAAAACGAAAAUUAAACAUGGAACACCCAGUAAAGAAACGUAGAGUUCUAAAAUAUUUAAAUAAAAUGCAACACGACUAUGGUCCAGCUUGUUCAUUGCCCGAUAUGUCGCAAAAAGAAUAUGACAAAUCAAAAGAACAUUUUCUCAAAAAUCUGGAAACACUAACAUCUGAUCGACACAAAGUAGAGAGGUCUACAAUAUUACAAAGAGACAGUAGCGAGUGGCUCGAAAUAAGAAAAAAUAUAAUAACUGCUUCCAACUUUGGACCAAUAUGUAAAAGAAAAGACACAUUAGAUACAGCUCCCCUCGUUAAAAACUUAUUGUACAAAAAAAAUUUGGCCCCUCUCACAUCUAUCGCGCAUGGAGUUGAGCAUGAGCA
Messenger RNA from Leptidea sinapis, 2137 nucleotides. RefSeq lists its product as uncharacterized. The transcript has 5 exons. The record is from RefSeq and is a predicted model, not a curated record. Lineage: Eukaryota; Metazoa; Arthropoda; Insecta; Lepidoptera; Pieridae. Bases 39 to 1358 code for a protein of 439 amino acids.